AAGAUGGCGGCGUCCAGGUUAUGUUACAGGACCUGCAGUGUACGAGGGCUUUUAACAAGAGCACACGCGCAUUUGUCAAGGAAUGGCAACACAGUUAUGCGUUAUUACAGCCUUCUUGGGAAAGGCAAAAGUGUCAAAAUAGGAUGCGCCAGUGGAUUUUGGGGAGAUACGGCAGUGGCUGCUCCCCAACUUAUCUAUGGAGCAAAGGUGGAUUUCAUCGUGUUUGACUACCUGUCUGAAAUCACUAUGUCACUCCUGACAGCAGCCCGAAGGAAGGCACCGAACCUUGGCUAUGCACCUGACUUUGUUCAAGUAUCCAUGGCACCUUUCAUUAAAGACAUUAAGAGAAAAGGCAUUAAGAUAAUCAGCAAUGCAGGGGGAGUUAAUCCCCACGGGUGUGCUGCAGCAUUACAGGAAGUGUGUACCAAGGCAGACAUCUCGCUGAACAUCGCUGUUGUGGAUGGUGAUGAUCUCAUGUCACAGCUCCCAGAGUUACAGAAACUUGGAAUCACUGAAAUGGACUCCGGUAUGGAACUGCCUAAGACUGUCCACAGUAUGAAUGCUUACCUAGGGAGUGGCCCCAUUGCUCGUGCUCUUGACCAUGGAGCUGAUGUGGUUAUCACUGGCAGAUGUACUGACAGUGCUUUGGUGCUAGGUCCUCUUGUACAUACGUUUGGCUGGAAAAUGGACCAGUUUGAUCUGCUGGCAAGUGGCAGCCUUGCAGGUCACCUGAUAGAGUGUGGAGCUCAAGUAACAGGGGGCAUCUUCACUGACUGGGAUUCAGUACCCAACUGGGAUGAUAUAGGAUUCCCUGUAGUGGAAUGUGGAGAAGAUGGGGAAUUCCUGGUCACAAAACCACCAAACACUGGAGGCAUUGUAUCCAAGGCAACAGUUGCUGAGCAACUGCUGUAUGAGAUUGGUGACCCUGCCCACUACUUCCUCCCAGAUGUUGUGUGCGACUUCAGUAAUGUGACGUUAGAUGAGGUGGGAGAAAAUGCCAUCCAUGUCAGUGGUGCAAGAGGAAACCCUCCCUCAGGGGAGUUCAAGGUGAGUGCCACAUACAUGGACGGCUUCCGCUCGACUGCAGUAGUAUUUGUUGGUGGUCCCAGAGCUGCAGAAAAGGUGGAGAGGACAGCUAAUGCUGUACUCAAGAGGUGUCAGCGAAUCUUCAGUCAACUCCAGCUUCAGAACUUCUCAGACAUCAACAUGGAAGUGUUCAGCACAGAUCACAUGUAUGGCCCACAUGCUAAAUCUUCCAAGGAAGUUCGCGAGGCAGUGAUGUGGCUGGCAGUUCAUCACUCACAGAGAAAGGCGCUGGAUUUUUUCACCAGGGAAGUAGCACCUGCAGGAACAGGCAUGGCUCCAGGAUUGUGCAAUAUCGCAGGUGGUCGACCAAAAGUAUCGCCAGUGCUCAAGCUCUUCUCUUUUCUCUAUCCAAGAGACAACUUUAAUAUCAAUAUCAGCAUGAAUGGGGAGCAUGUGGAAAGUUACGUGGUCCCAACCGUGCCCACGGCUGAGUACCUCCAACGAGCCUACCCUCCUCAUUCGGCCGAUGAGCAAGAGAUGCCUAAACUACCUCCGGGACAGUUCUCCUACAGGCUGGAAGACCUCGCCUACACCAGGAGUGGUGACAAGGGAAAUAAUGCCAACAUAGGAGUGGUAGCUCGCCAUCCUCUGUUCUUGCCAUACAUCAAACAAGCACUGACAGCAGAAGCCGUGGAGCAGUAUUUCUCUCAUCUGUUCCCAGACAGGAUAGGACCAGUGUGUAGGAGAGUCAAGAGGUUUGAUGCCCCAGGCAUACAUGGUAUCAACUUCCUGCUGACUAAUGCGCUGGGUGGUGGUGGUAUUGCAUCUCUGCGGAGUGAUGCUCAGGGGAAAGCUCUUGGCCAGAUACUCCUAGACUUCGAGGUCACAAAUGUCCCCGACUUGCAGACAAUGGCCCAAGAUCUACAAGUAUGAGGCUGGAAAUGGCAUCUUCAGGAACUAACAUCAUACUUCAAGAACUAAAAUCAUACUUCAAGAACUACAAGUAUGAGGCUGGAAAUGGCAUCUUCAGGAACUAACAUCAUACUUCAAGAACUAACAUCAUACUUCAAGAACUACAAGUUUGAGGCUGAAAUGGCAUCUAUAUAGGAACUAACAUUAUACUUCAAGAACUAACAUCAUACUUCAAGAACUACAAGUAUGAGGCUGAAAUGGCAUCUUCAGGAACUAACAUCAUACUUCAAGAACUAACAUCAUACUUCAAGAACUACAAGUAUGAGGCUGGAAUGGCAUCUUCAGGAACUAACAUCAUACUUCAGGAACUGACAUCAUACUUCAAGAACUAACAUCAACAAGUGAUAAUCAUUACAAACAACACUAUUAUCUGAGGAUUGGCAUUAACCAUGUCACCACCAUGCUAAAACAUCACCUGGGAUAUAUUUUCUAUGCAUCAUCCUUUGUUAGUUUGACAAGACAAUGACUGUUUAAAGUUACAAUAAUUCAUCCUAGAAAUUUACAUUUAUUUGAUGAAGGAGUCAAAACAAGCAUGAGUUAGUGCUCAGAAUAAUUUGUUCCUGUAGGAAAUGUGCAAUAUGAAUCAUGUCAAUAAGUAUUCCUUGGUAAUGUUGAUAAUUAUGUUGAUGGUCAAGACCUGCUUAAUAAGCAUGAAAGGUACUUAUCACUACUGUUAUGGUGCAUGCAAGAUAAUAAGGUGUGUAGGGAUCAGGGCUUCAUUCAAAUACUGUUUGAGUAGACCCCAGGAAACCCCUCAGUUUGGAACACUGAUAUGUAUGGCACAAAUUUUAAAUUGAAGUAACUGAAAGGAGCAUUGUAGUUUCUCCUUUUUUUAUUAAAUUCCAUUCCUUUUGAAUGUCUGUUUUGAAUAUGUAUGUGAUGUAUAUAGUUAUGAUAUUGUACAUAUGAUAUUAAGGAAAAUUUUGGUGUAGUUUAUACUAACUUAUAUACUCCCCACCAAAUAAAAUGUUAUAUUUCUGUA
Messenger RNA from Haliotis rubra (blacklip abalone), 2980 nucleotides. RefSeq lists its product as uncharacterized. The record is from RefSeq and is a predicted model, not a curated record. Lineage: Eukaryota; Metazoa; Mollusca; Gastropoda; Lepetellida; Haliotidae.